Molecule: messenger RNA, 2686 nt
Organism: Bradysia coprophila
Lineage: Eukaryota; Metazoa; Arthropoda; Insecta; Diptera; Sciaridae
Gene: Ance-3
Product: angiotensin-converting enzyme Ance-3
Biological process (GO): proteolysis
Cellular component (GO): plasma membrane
Molecular function (GO): peptidyl-dipeptidase activity; metallopeptidase activity
Source: RefSeq, a predicted model, not a curated record
GCUGAAAAUUCACUAAAGGUAGUCACAAUCGGUCUUUUUGUAAUGAGCUACUUUUUAACUGCCGUAACAUCGAUUGACAAACUGAUUAACUAAAGUCAUCAUGUAAAUGUGAAAACUAAAAAAAAUUACAAAAAAUAUUUUCGUCGUCCCAAAUGCAUAAUAACCCAUACCGGAAAAAGUUAUCACAAAAUUGUAAAAAUGUUACCGAAAGUGUGUGUGCUAUUUAUAUUGAUGAAUGUUAAGUUAAUUUUUUGUGAACCAGUGCCACAAUUAGACCUACCACCUUUAGAUGUUGUAAUAACAGCCAAACCGGAAGUGACCUUAAAUAGUUAUACCGAAGAUAAGGGUGCCGAUCGCAGUGAGGGGGUGUCAAGCGAUUUCGAUCGUGAUCGCAGUCAACGAUUCGGGCCACCGUAUGCAUACAACAAUCAGUUCGAAAAUCGUUCCGCUACGCGUGGAUUUGAAGAUAUCAAUUACAAUCGUAACAGACCGUUUCUGGACGAUGAUAAAUACUACGCCAAUCGAAAUCGAGACGAUUUCAACGGGAAUCUUGAUCCUGAUCGUUUCAGGAACAGUAACUACAGAGAUGGCUAUCAGUAUCAAAGGCCGAAUCCAAAUGGAUAUAACGACGAUCAAUAUAAUUACAAUAAUGGCUAUCAACAAGAUGAACGUUACAGAUUAGAACAAGAAAGGCAAUUUCGGAUCGAAGAUGAUCGACUUAGGCGUAUUUUAGCGGAAAUUGAUCAAAAAAGCUCGUUUGAGUGUUCGCUGAAUGUUGCAGCUCAAUGGAAUUUCGAAACGAAUGUUAACGAAAUUACCCAAGUGGAAGCGUUGGCAGCUCAGCAGCGAUAUUCCGAUUAUCAAAGAACCGUGUGGGAUCAAAUGCGACAAAUUGACAAAAAUCGAAUUUACGAUCAGCAGUUGUUUCGUCAAGUUUAUUUCAUGUCAAACAUUGGUCCAAGUGCUCUACCACCGGAUCAGUUGGAUAGGUACAACCGUCUCAUUAAUGAUAUGCUUGCCAUUUAUAACAAGGCAGAAAUUUGUGGCUAUGAACAACCAUUCAACUGUGGGUUAAGGUUACAACCACAUUUGAAGGAGCUGAUGGGAAAAAGUAGAGAUUGGGAGGAAUUACAAUACACUUGGACGGAAUGGAGACGAAAGUCUGGACGUGAUAUGCGAGAUUUAUAUGAACAAGUAGCUGAACUAACGAAUGAAGCAGCACGAUACAACAACUUCAGCAGUGCUGCUGACUACUGGACGUUUCCGUUUGAAUCACCCGACUUUAGACGUGACGCCGAAAACGUUUGGCUGGAAAUUCUGCCGUUAUACGAACUCAUCCAUGCAUACGUUCGACGAAAGUUGAGAGAAUUUUAUGGCCCCGACAGAAUCAAUAAAAAUGCGCCUCUACCUGACCACGUACUUGGUAAUAUGUAUGGGCAAAGUUGGUCCAAUAUCUUAGACAUCACGAUUCCGUAUCCUGGUCGAAGUUUUCUGGAAGUGACACCUCAAAUGGCAGCACAAGGAUACACACCGCACGUAAUGUUUCAAUUAGCCGAAGAAUUCUUUUUGUCCAUGAAUAUGACCGUAUUGCCGACGGAAUUUUGGAUUGAUUCGAUUUUAGAACGACCGCCUGACAGAGCAGUUAUAUGCCAGCCAUCUGCUUGGGAUUUCUGUAACGGACACGACUACAGGAUUAAAAUGUGCACCGGAGUGAAUCACAAAGAUUUGAUCACCGUACAUCACGAAAUGGCACACAUUCACUACUUUAUAAAUUACAGACAUAAGCCGAAAGUUUUUCGAGAUGGAGCUAAUGCAGCCUUCCAUGAAGCGAUUGGAGACGCAAUAGCUCUUUCUGCAGCGACCCCGAAGCACUUACAAACAUUGGGAUUAAUACAGAAGUCGGUGGAUGAUACAGCUCAUGAUGUGAAUUUUUUGUUUGCGCUGGCGCUUGAUAAGGUGGUUUUUCUACCGUUUGCUUUGUCAUUGGAUGCCUGGCGUUGGGAUAUUUUCAACAAAAAAAUAACAAAAGAACAGUACAACUGCCAUUGGUGGCUAUUACGUGAAAAGUACGGUGGAAUUAAACCUCCCGUUUUACGAUCUGAAAUGGAUUUCGAUCCUGGCUCCAAGUACCAUGUUCCGGCUAAUAUUCCGUACAUAAGAUACUUUUUUGCAACCGUGCUACAAUUUCAGAUCCACAGAGCUCUGUGUAAAGCUUCCUUACAGUAUUUACCGGGCGACUCGAGCAAACCACUUCAUAAAUGCGAUAUAUACCGACAGCCCGAAGCUGGCAACACAUUGAAAAAAAUCAUGGAGAAAGGAGCAUCACAACCGUGGCAGGAAGUAUUGCAAGAAGUAAUCGGAGAAGGUCGAUUGGACGGUUCAGCGUUGCGAGAGUAUUUUCGACCGCUUGAGGAGUGGUUACGUAAUGAAAAUCUGCGAAAUAAUGAAUUUGUUGGAUGGAAUUACGAUGGCGACUAUUGCAAGCACAGCAUUGAUACGGCCAAUUUGCAGGUGUACGGUGGAUUUUAUAAUGCCGCUGUUCAAAUGGAAGUAUCGUUAGUGACAUUGAUUGUAUUUUCGAUUUUUGUAGCAAUUUUUUAGUGAGUCUUGAAUGUACUCGUUUUUUAUUUGAAGCACUCGCUAACCAACAAAAUUAUGUUUUUGCAAAAAUAAAAAAUGAAUGAAU